Paramecium octaurelia is the source of this 276-nucleotide messenger RNA. Lineage: Eukaryota; Ciliophora; Oligohymenophorea; Peniculida; Parameciidae. The record is from the annotation of a GenBank genome assembly.
AUGAAUAAUAAUCCAAAUCAGCAAAUCUGUUCUAGUUCUACAAGUACCACUAUAGCUUUCCCCAUAAUAAUAUUACAAAAUGUAAGACAAAAAUUAUAUUAAAAACCAUCAAUAGUUGUUUUGUCUGUUAGAGUUUUUCUUUUAAAAUAGCCAAAUAUGAAGGUAAGUGUUUCUCCAUUGUUAAAACUUCACAUCUCACUAACAUUAAAUAAGAUACCAGUUAUUCUUGGGCUUAUUGUAUUACACAUAAUAUUUUAAUAAAGCCAAAAAUUCUGA